Parastagonospora nodorum SN15 is the source of this 1080-nucleotide messenger RNA. RefSeq lists its product as hypothetical. Bases 125 to 865 code for a protein of 246 amino acids. The transcript has a single exon. Gene Ontology annotation, cellular component: signal recognition particle, endoplasmic reticulum targeting. The record is from RefSeq and is a predicted model, not a curated record. Gene Ontology annotation, molecular function: 7S RNA binding. Lineage: Eukaryota; Fungi; Ascomycota; Dothideomycetes; Pleosporales; Phaeosphaeriaceae. Gene Ontology annotation, biological process: SRP-dependent cotranslational protein targeting to membrane, signal sequence recognition; SRP-dependent cotranslational protein targeting to membrane.
CCGCGCGACUGAAUCGAACGUCAGAGCUGUGCCGGAGUCAGCCUGGAGCUCUAUCAAUAAACGUCUGGCGUCUAAUACCCGCACAGCAUUGGACAGGACACGCGUGUCCCACCCGACAAGCGCCAUGAACCCACGCAUAGAAGAAGUUAGCGAGAGUGACUCAGAUCCGUCAGAGAUGGAUGUUGAAGAAUUCAACUCCCUGAUUGAAGCACGGAAUAUUCCCGCUUCUGGCCCCGCGCUGUCUCCCAUGCCCGCACACCUGCUGCAGCCACAGUCGCCCUCUAUCAAAACCUCCACAGACCGCGAGAGCUCCAAGCACUACCAAUGCAUAUACCCCAUAUACUUCGACAAGGCACGGACGAGGGCAGAGGGUCGUCGAGUAGGACAGGAGCUCGCAGUGGAGAACCCGCUGGCUCGGGAGAUGGCCGAUGCCGCUGCGAAUCUGGGACUGCGUACAGUAUUCGAGCCUGACAAGACCCACCCCAAAAAUUGGGAGAACCCAGGAAGGGUGCGUGUUCUGCUAAAGCAGGAUGGCAAGCUCAUGGAUGUGACCAUUAAGAACAAGCACCAUCUCUACGUCCACAUUGCAAAAUACCUCCAAGCGAACCCAACGCAAAAGACAACACCCUUUAGGCUCCCAAUAGCGGGCGUACCCAUGCCAAAGGAGAUGCCCGAGCCUGCGAUUCCUAAGGGCUGGAAGAUGAGCAAAAUUCUCCCCCUCCAUUCGCCUGCUCUGACCGGUGGCGGGGUGUCCGAUGAUAUUUUCCAGGACAUGAUGGCACAGAUGCAAGGAGAAGCGGCAGGAAGCGGCGCAAGCAGCGGCACAGAGAACAAGAAGAAGAUCAAGGACAAGAAGAAGAAAUGAGGCAAUGCGGCGAAGGUGCCCGCUCUCAGCACGCCAGUAAGAAACCUAUGACGCGAAAGUCAGCAUACGACAUGCGUGAUGUCCAGCCGCGCCGCAUAGUCGCAGUGCUAGGGCUUGGCAGUCUACGAAUAGUCGCACAGCCGCGCGCCUAAUGGUUUGCGGGGUGACCGAAAGCGGUGCCACUCCAUGUAUAUCGAAUCAACACAUUUAAGACA